Messenger RNA from Paramacrobiotus metropolitanus, 1076 nucleotides. RefSeq lists its product as uncharacterized. Lineage: Eukaryota; Metazoa; Tardigrada; Eutardigrada; Parachela; Macrobiotidae. The record is from RefSeq and is a predicted model, not a curated record. The transcript has 4 exons. Bases 27 to 1049 code for a protein of 340 amino acids.
CAGUCCAAAGAUUUCUUUCCUGCUUUAUGGAGCAUCUUAUGAAUCUCUGUGACAAGGAAUCCUGUUCCCCCACUAUUUCAUCGAAACUGCCAAGCACCUGCGUAACCACUCGAAAAGUUGCAGAUGACGAUGAACGCUUAAUAAAUCAUCUUUCAAUUGAUGUCGCAAAGGAAACUCUGUUGUACUGGGACAUCCAUUCCCAGAUUGUAGCAAAACGAGUGUGCUUUUUGUGGAAUAAAGUACUGUCUACCUACAAUACAUCCGAAUGCGUGACAAUUGACUUCAACAGUAACAACAUAUCGUCAGUUCAACAACCCACCCAAAAUUAUAACUAUGGAUUUGUCCUGCAUCGUGCCGUCAACAGUGCCACCAAAAUGCUGUCGCUCAUUAACCUACGCCAUCACGCUGCCAACAGUUUUGUUGUUGUGGCGUUACUGGACAUUACCGUCACCGUACUGGCCAUGAACAACAUUUACCUAUCGGUGCUGCUGGUGAAACAUUGUGACGUCACAGUUAGUCGACCGCUUUUCACCGUGUAUGGUUGUGAUAACUGGAUCAACACAUGUUUCCGCAACACUGCGGUCCGUCACAGUUCCUUACUGCCUUUACGCAUGAUAAAAGUGUGCCGUCAGUUACUGAUAUCCCGGUAUACUGUGCACUUUGAAGUGAAUUUCGAUAAGAAAACGUUUCCCGACUAUGCCGAAGAUCGGAUGCCGGGCUUCGUCGGUUCCAGUGCACCGUCCCAUCUGAACCUCGAAAUUCCUCAUCUAAGUUUCGAUUCCGAGGAGAGCACUGAAGAGCGCGCGUACCGUUUCCUGCACACAUUGGAUGAACGUUGUCCCCCAGUGGAUAUUGUCACGCGAGAACAUCUGCGGAAACUGCACUCUGGCUGGGCUCGCAAAAUACCGUAUCCAGGGAAAAACUGGGAGGUCUUCAAGCAGCAUUUAGACUAUUACCAAACUCGCAAGCCAGCUGCUCCAGCCGUAUAUUGGAACGUUCCGGAUCUAAGAAAUUUCGAAAGCCUUUCUUUUUUGGAAACAUCUGUCUAACGAUUCUCGCUCGAGACUAUAUUAAGC